This is a messenger RNA of Episyrphus balteatus (marmalade hoverfly), 350 nucleotides long. RefSeq names its product larval cuticle protein 65Ag1-like. Gene Ontology annotation, molecular function: structural constituent of chitin-based larval cuticle. The transcript is spliced from 2 exons. Gene Ontology annotation, cellular component: chitin-based extracellular matrix. The record is from RefSeq and is a predicted model, not a curated record. NCBI's taxonomy places the organism in Eukaryota, Metazoa, Arthropoda, Insecta, Diptera, Syrphidae. The coding region runs from base 39 to 350 and encodes 103 amino acids.
UUCCUUCGGUUAACAAGCAGACAUCCCACAAUCUCAACAUGAAAUUCGUCAUUGUUCUCGUUGCCCUUUUCGGUUUGGCUAUCGCUGCUGAUCAAGAUGCUACCGUCCUCCGUCAAGAUUCCAACAUUGCUGCUGAUGGAUACGACUUCGCUGUUGAAACCAGUGAUGGCAAGUCCCACAUUGAAAAAGCUAUCUUGAAGAACAUUGGCAGUGAAAAUGAAGCUAUUUCAGUCAGUGGACAAUACUCUUACUUGGGAAAUGAUGGUAUCACCUACUCCGUCAGCUACGUUGCCGAUGAGAACGGUUUCCAACCCAGCGGUGCUCAUUUGCCAGUUGCCCCAGUUGCUUAA